Messenger RNA from Phycomyces blakesleeanus NRRL 1555(-), 519 nucleotides. RefSeq lists its product as hypothetical. The record is from RefSeq and is a predicted model, not a curated record. The transcript is spliced from 5 exons. Lineage: Eukaryota; Fungi; Mucoromycota; Mucoromycetes; Mucorales; Phycomycetaceae. The coding region runs from base 1 to 519 and encodes 172 amino acids.
AUGCAAGUUCUCAUUCAAGCAUGCCGCCCAGUUCUUGGAGUUGAUCCAAUCUUGUUUUUGCCAGCCUCACGUAUGGAACGUGGCCGUUUGAUUCGUUGGAGAAUGGGGUGGUUACCAGGCAAAACAAAGGAAUGUCCUUGUGGAUCAGAUCACACCUCACGCCGCCAUUUGUUGGAUUGCCCACUUGUUCCUGUGGCACUAUUUGAACAGUUGCCUCAACCUGACCAAGAUCAGAUACACAGAAUUGAUUUUGCCAUCACAUCCUUGCCUUUGUCAUCUCAAGAACCACGACCUGCUUACUGGAUACCACUGCUGACUAUUCUUUGGCACAUAGAUAUUAUAUGUAAUCCUGAUGGUGACUAUUCACAUGAGACUGAACAUGAUUUUAAAAAAUUAAAUAUAACUAGUUUUUCAAUCACAAUACAGACAAUAAAUACAAAUGCUACUGCUCAGUAUACAGAGUUCAACGCUGCAAAAGGAGGAUAUGAAUUUGCAAUUUUUUCUGAUUAUAUUAAAUAA